UUGGGGAGUGUUUUGGGCAGGCGCAGGCAGGGUGGAAGUUGCUGGUUGUCUAGGUGGCAAAAAAAAAAAAAACGACGAACUUGUCUACGGAAACUUGACGUCUCCAAACAAAUCCACCAUGACUUCGACGAACACGUUUCAAGGCUUAAGCACGGGUUCAAAACCGAGCUCCAGGGUGCUGCAGCCUCCUGGUGGUGGCACCAGCAACCUUUUUGGUGGCUAUGAAGAUGAUUCUGCAGCAUCAAGAAGACCUAACAAAAUGGCCUCCAAAGUUUUCACUCCACCAGAAGAGCCUCAGAGUGUUUCCAGACGCUCCAAUCCUCCAGGUGGGAAGAGCAGUGGGAUAUUUGGUGAACCUGAGCCUCCAGUUAAACCUCAUAGACCCACAGCUCCAGGUGGAGUAGCCAGCAACAUUUUUGGGUCUGCAGAGAGUGCACCUGUCCAAAGCUCAUGCAGAAGUCACCCAAACAAGCCAAAGGACAAUCUAUCUGUGCGACCAGAACCUGAAUCUCCAGCUCCUGAAGCCAAAGUCAGCCCACCAGAGGUGAAGCAAGAAACUGCUCCCCCAGCUCCUGCUCCAGCUCCUGCUCCAGCUCCUGCUCUUGCUCCUGCUCCUGCUCCAGCAAAGGAGGAGCCUGUAGCCGUCUCACCCCCUCCGCAACCCAAACCGCCUACUUCAACACCUGACGAGGAGCUGAUGAAGAACCAUGAGCCUCACCUGGGACCCAAGCCUCGCUCUCACAACCGGGUCCUCAACCCCCCUGGAGGAAAGUCCAGUGUGGUUUUCUACUGAUCAGCUGAGUGCACACUUGUCCCACAUCAUGGCUAAACUCUUGUUUGUUUUUAUUUCCUGCUAAUUCUGUCUCAUUCCUUCUCUACACUCCUGCCACCUGCACAAUACAGCCCAACCCAGACUAGAUUUUUUUUGUGUGUUCAUAUUUGAUUCUUGGUUUGAUGUGAAGUCCUCAACAUUUAGCACUUUUCAUCCUUUUCUGAAUCUCAACUCAUGUCUGAUUAUUUUAACUCCUUCUCGUUGGAACCUGCAGUGAUACAAUCGCCUUAAAGUCAAUCAACUGGCUAAUUAUUUACUCAUCUGACUGUGACGCUGCUGAAUCUCAGUUUUGUGGUAACUCUUGUCACUUUUUUUAAGUUUCUCACAUUUAAAAACGUGUUUGAAUUCAAAGAACGGUUGUGAUGUCAGAACAAGAUUGAAGCUUUAAGUGGACCUAGAUUCAAAUGUGUGACCUGUUUAAAGUUCAUCUUUACAUAAAAUGUGUAUGAAAGUAUUACGACUGUAUAAUUAGAAGCCUUAUGAGCCUAACGUGUCAUCUUUUUUUGCCUUAUCAGUUAUUCUGUACUUAAUGCUUACUUUAACAAACGACGCUGACAAUCUGAUCAAGAACAGAAACCAAAAAAUAAGAAGAAGAAACGAAACAAAGACGAAUGAAAUCACUGAUUCCUAAAUGUCUCAAAGAAAUUCCAUUUAUUUCCCGUGAAUGUACUGUGCAGGUACUUUUCUGCCUUGUCCUCGUUGUUUGCAGUGCCUGAGAAACAUGUCUCUUUAUUUGUUCUGUUUGCUUGGGGUAGGCCUCUGUUUAUGUUUUAAAUUAAAACGGCUGAAAACGAGUGAACACUGGACAAGCUCGUGGCCUACCUGAGUGCAGGUGGGAUCACCGAUAAUCGCCUUUUCGCCCGCGUCGUUAUGCACAUCCAAGGUAUUCUGAUGCCAGCCUGUCCCCCCCUCUGUGCUCAAGUGCCCGGCCGGUAAUGAGUGCAGCAGAAGAAUGAAAUCCAGUGAACUGCAAUAAAACUGUUUGUUUUGCAUUUAAAGUCUGGUUGUUUUUAUCUGUGGCUCAUUUGCAUAAUUGCAUUGUGUGUUUAAAUUCAAUUAUGACUUGAUAAGAGCCUUGUAGUGAGGAAGCAGGUCAGGCCUUGACUUUUAUUUAUUUCAGUCUCACACAUGGUGUAAAACUUACAUAAAACUAAUUUUUAUUUUCCCCUCGAACUUUAAACUUUUAGUCUCUGAAACAUUAUGUUUACCAUAAAGCGAAGUUCUGCCUUAGAAAACACUGUUUUGCAACAUAAUCGUAGUAUUUUACUAUUUAACUUGAAGUGUCUUUAAAUACACAAACACAACUGUGUAUUAAAGCUCAACAUCCUCUUAAAAGUUUAAUAACUUUGGCAUGAAAAUAAGUUUUAACUAAUUUAUACAAAAUCUUGAGACUUAAGCUUCCUUUUGAAAGCAGCGUCUUCAUAGUUACGGUUUAGUUUCACAAAAGGAUGAAGCGGGUAAAGAUAAUGGAUGGAUGGAAAACCUUUUCUGUUAAAUUGAACUAAAGCUGCAGGAAAAUAACAUGGAAGAGUUAAUAAAUAAAUAAUAAAGUGC
Molecule: messenger RNA, 2386 nt
Organism: Nematolebias whitei (Rio pearlfish)
Lineage: Eukaryota; Metazoa; Chordata; Actinopteri; Cyprinodontiformes; Rivulidae
Gene: jpt2
Product: Jupiter microtubule associated homolog 2
Exons: 5
Coding region: 119-793 (224 amino acids)
Cellular component (GO): nucleus
Source: RefSeq, a predicted model, not a curated record